AUGGCGCCGCUAGACGCCAACCCUGAUCUCUCCUCUCCACCACAGGCGGUGGAGGUUGAUAACAUCAGCCCCUUGCCCGACGUCAUAAUCCACCAUAUCUUCUGCUUCUUGCCCUUCAAAGACCUGGUGAAGACCAGCGUGCUGUCCAAGCAAUGGCGUUUGGCUUGGACCUCCACCCCGAACAUCGAUGUCUCGCUCCGCUCAUGGCUUGUCAUUCCAUUGAUCAGCAAAGCACUGAGUCUCUGCACUGCCACUAAGAUAGAGAAGUUCCAUGUGGACUUUUACGUCCGUACUGAAUUCGAUCUGUGGUUCCACUUUGCUGCGGCACGCCAAGUGGAGGACGCUUCGUUGGUCUUUGGAGGCUCCAAUCGUGUCGUACCACAAUUCAUGUGCGAUUGCACGUCGCUGGUGAGCUUGCGAAUAUCGAAGGCUACUUUUCCACCGGAUUUUACCAUCCACUGGCCUUCACUUAAGAAAUUGUGCCUUCACGACUUUAUUUUCGAUUACUUUCCCUCGGAGAAGGAUGUGAUUAUGAAAAUCAUGAGGGGGUGCCCUGUUCUUGAAUCUUUUACAUUGCGUUCCUCCUGGCUCGAAGCUCGCGACAUCUGGAUUGAUUCAAGAUCUCUAAGAGAGUUGGUGAUUGAAGCGGAUAUUUCUUCGUCGCUCAUUCUUUCAGCUCCGAAUCUGCUUUCAUUGUGUUUGUCAGCUGCGACAUGCCACGAAAAUCACAUUCGGAAGCUGGUGUCUUCAGGUACAGAGUUGAUUUUGUUUGGUCUUUCUUCCUGGGUUCUAUCAAGAACGGGGAUAAAGGGACGGCCGUACCUGUCAUCGAGAUGGCGAAAUAUUGUGGUGUAUACUACAGUUUGUAAAAGUGAGCUUAAGGGGAUUGCGUUCUUGCUGCGGAGUUCUCCACUACUAGAAAGGCUAGCCAUAUGCAAUCCAAAAUCCAAUAAUGCCAGGUUCAGGAAAAAAGAUUUUCCAAAGCUCUGCAACUUUGUUGAAAAGCAAUUUGGGUGCUCACGGAAGGAUUUCCCUUGUGUGGCAAAUCAGCUCAAAAGGGUUGAAAUUGUCGGGUUCGAAUUCAACAAUGAGAAAUCAAAACUUUUGCGUGCCUUAUCUAAGUUUCUUCUCGAGGAGACAGUUGAAUUGGAGAAGAUAGACAAUCCGUGCUGA
Molecule: messenger RNA, 1173 nt
Organism: Rhodamnia argentea
Lineage: Eukaryota; Viridiplantae; Streptophyta; Magnoliopsida; Myrtales; Myrtaceae
Product: F-box/LRR-repeat protein 25-like
Exons: 4
Coding region: 1-1173 (390 amino acids)
Molecular function (GO): protein binding
Source: RefSeq, a predicted model, not a curated record